Molecule: messenger RNA, 4808 nt
Organism: Sycon ciliatum
Lineage: Eukaryota; Metazoa; Porifera; Calcarea; Leucosolenida; Sycettidae
Product: electrogenic sodium bicarbonate cotransporter 1-like
Exons: 16
Coding region: 283-3378 (1031 amino acids)
Biological process (GO): transmembrane transport; regulation of intracellular pH; bicarbonate transport
Cellular component (GO): plasma membrane
Molecular function (GO): solute:inorganic anion antiporter activity; sodium:bicarbonate symporter activity; monoatomic anion transmembrane transporter activity
Source: RefSeq, a predicted model, not a curated record
UCAGGGAGUAGACCGGGGGAUGGCAUCACUACCGACAUAACCAACAUCGAAACCAGCUCCGAUUGCUUUCCCUGCUCAUUCCAAAACAGAAACCGUCUUGCACUUCCCCUACGUCCUUUCGCUAUAGGAAGAGAGAUAGAGAGAGACGCGUUAGUUUGACAAGUAAAUUAGUUGACAGGAGGAGUUGGCAAUUUAUCACGACUCUGAGCGCAGGCGGAGCAGUAAGCGUGAUUAGUCUGUGAGCAUACCCUGGGCUGACCUUAUCAGUACGGUGCAUAGAGAAUGAGCAGUGGAGAGGCGGAGACGGCCGAGGAGAAGGAACGCAGUUGGCAGAGUAUGCUGACUUGGCGUCGACCAGCGAGUGGACAACGACUCGACACCGACUACAUCGAGCUGGCCUCGGAACAACGCGACGACCAUUCCGCAGUGAAAGCUGAUGGGGUGGGCGAAGAUGUCGCACCCAACGAGAAGGUACGAUGGAUCGUGCAGGAGAGCGAGUUGGGACAAGCUGGAGCAGAUGGAGACCAGGACCUGCUGACUGAAAUGCAAGAGUUGCGCCGCAAUCCUCAUGGCCAGCCCGAAUGGAAGGAGACAGGACGAUGGGUGAAGUACGAGGAAAGCAUCGAGUGGGGUGGUGACAAAUGGAGCAAGCCUCACGUCGCCAGCCUGUCUCUGCACUCGCUGUUCGAAGUCAGGAGCUGUCUGCUCAGCUCUGCUGUGGAGUUGGACCUGGAUGCCACUGGACUGGAGGAAGUGGCAGACAAAGUGGUUGGGUCACUGGUGCAGAAAGGUGACCUGACAGCUGAACGUGCUGAUGAGGUCAAGCAGAUAUUCUUGUCCAAGCACAGCCAUCAGUACCAGAUUGCCCACCCAGAGGGCAAACAGACUGUUGGGCGUCCAGCAUGCCUGCGACCCAACCUGAGUCCGGUACAUGGCGGGGAAGGUGUCCGGCAAAGAGGCGAAAAGGCCGAGAUGUCUCAUGACCCACGCUUCCUGCGCAAGCUGUCAAAAAAGACGGAGGUUGCCAAUGUUCUGAUCGGCGAUGCUGACUUUCUUGAGCGGCCGAUCAUGGUCUUUGCAAGACUUCGCACGGCGCAGAUCUUCGAAGGUGUCACCGAGGUGCCACUGCCCACGCGCUUUGUCAUCUUCUUCCUCGGCACGACAGGCGAGGAAGAGCGUUACCAUGAAUUGGGACGAGCUAUCUCCACAGUCAUGGCUGAUCCAGUCUUCAAGAAGAUUGCCUACUUCAGUCGCUCUCGCGAUGACUUGCUUGCUGGCCUGGAUGAGUUCCUGGACCAGGUGGUAGUACUGCCACCCGGUGAAUGGGACCCGACCAUCAGGAUCCCACCGCCGGCCAGUCCCAGAAAACCCGGUGAGCGACUGACCACCAACGCUCAGGCCCCCAUGCCGUCCAAGGAGAAGAAAUCGGCCGGCGGACAUGGCGAUACCAGCGGUGGCCCGGAAGAGGAAUCACUCCAUCAUGCCGGAUUGAAACGCUCAGGAAGAUGGUUUGGUGGUCUGGUUGACGACAUCAAGCGCCGUAAACCUCACUUCUGCCCAAGCGACUUCAAGGAUGCACUCAACAUCCAGUCACUAGCCUCGAUCAUCUUCAUCUACUUUGCCUGCAUUGCGCCAGCCAUCACGUUUGGUGGCCUGAUGGGUGACAAGACUGGAUCAUACAUGAGCACGAUGGAAAUGAUCUUGGCAUCGGCCCUUUGUGGUUGUGUCUACUCAUUGACUGCCGGUCAACCUCUGACAAUCCUGGGCGCCACUGGACCUAUGCUGGUGUUUGAGGAGAUUGUCUACUCGUUCAGCGUGGAGAAUGACAUUGAGUACAUGUCGUUCCGCGUCUGGAUCGGCCUCUGGACAGCUUUGUACUGCAUCAUACUGGUGGCAACGGAUGCCAGUGCUCUGGUGGGCCUGUUUACUCGCUUCACCGAGGAAACAUUCUCAAUUCUUAUCUCCUUCAUCUUCAUCUAUGAAGCCAUCAUGAAGAUCCACAAGCUUGGGGAAAAAUACCCACCGCUCGAAGGCUUCAAAACUAACUACACCUUGGAGUAUAACUGCAGCUGCAUGACUGGCAAUGAAACGCUGGGUCUCAUGCCCUCGGAGCUGACCUACAGUACAUGCAGCGAGGACUUCAAUGGCACGGCCGUCGGCAAGGGAUGCCCACCGCUUGACAAGAGCGGCGACGUCUUCUUCCUGUCGUUCAUCGAGUUCCUCGGCACCUUCCUGAUCGCCAUCAUCCUGAAGAUGUUCAGGACCAUGCCUUUCUUGCCAACCAAGGCACGUGCCAUCAUUGCUGACUUCGCCGUGAUCAUUGCUAUCAUCUGCAUGGUCGGCAUGGAUGUUGCCUACGGUGUCAACACACCCAAGCUGCUCGUGCCGGAGAAGUUCCAGCCGACUCGCCAUGAAGACCGCGGCUGGUUCAUCAACCCCGUACCAAAGGGCCUGGUCGCCUGGGUGCCGAUUGCCGCUGCCCUGCCUGCUCUCCUUGCCGUAAUCUUGGUGUUCAUGGAUCAGCAGAUCACCGCUCUCAUUGUCAACCGCCGCGAGAACAAACUGAAGAAGGGACCAGGAUAUCAUCUUGAUCUGCUGAUUGUUGGUCUCCUUGUUGCAGUGUGUUCACUGCUGGGUCUUCCAUGGGUAGUGGCGGCCACCGUGCGCUCCAUGACACACGUCAACAGCUUGAACAUCCUGGACGAGAAGACCGCACCAGGCGAGAAGCCAAAGUUCUUGGGAGUACGAGAACAACGUGUCACCAACUUCAUGGUGUUCUUGCUUCAUGGACUCUCAGUCUUGAUGACACCGAUCCUCAAGCUUGUCCCGUUGCCGAUUCUCUACGGUCUCUUCCUGUUCAUGGGAGUGUCGUCACUGAAGGGUGUCCAGUUCUGGGAGCGUGUACAGCUUCUCUUCAUCCCUCCCAAGCACAUGCCCGACUCAUACUACGUCCGGCACGUUCCCAACCAUCGCAUGCAUCUCUUCACCAUUUGCCAGCUGGUGUCCUUCGCCAUCCUGUGCGUCGUGAAGCAGACCGCGGCCAAGCUCGUCUUCCCGAUUGCUGUGCUGGCACUUGUUGUCGUGCGCUACUUCCUCAAGUACGUCUUCACACCGCAGGAGCUGAGGAUUCUGGACGAUGAAAUGCCCGAGCUGACCAAGCGCAAGAAGGAGGAUGGAGAGGAUGUUGAGGCUGCUCCGUAUGACGAGAAGAACUACUUGAGACCCACGGCCGUUGGAGACCAGGCCGUUGCUGAGCGAUUCCGCCCACUCAACAUCACCACAGCGAUUGACGGCAGCUACCCGAUGCAGUACGCAAAACGCCGCAUGUCCGGCUGCUCCACUGGUGGUCUCCUUCCACAUGUUGAGAACAGCGUCUAAGCGUGCCGCUGCACACUGCGGGUGACCGCUUCUUUACCCUCUUCAUUUACUCUGUACUACUGAUCGAUACGAUAUCUGAGCGUACGAGCUAUUUGUAAUCUUACAGCAGACAAUACUCUUACGAACUCUUCUGUCCGAAGUCCCGUCUCGUCUAAACCGUGUCUGUUAUUUUCUGUAAGUGGAGGCCUCUCCUUUUUCCACACACACCAUCAUUUUGAACCCAGCACAUUCACCAAACAAAGUAACGAUUAUCAAUGGAGCAGUAUCCUCUUAUGAGGCAAUGCAUGCAAGGGUGUUGACCGUAACAUGCUGUCAGCAUAUUGGGCUUUCUGUGCUUCUGUCUUGAACAUAAUAUCCGAUCCAGACCACUUCUUGUUCUGUCAAGCUCCCAUGUGUGUAGUCUCUCUCCAGCUCUCCUGUCUGCUCGUCCCAUGUUUCAGUUAUCUGGUUUUGAUAUGCACCGUUCUCGCAGUUUAUAUUCUCCGGUAUUUUGACGAUGGUAGAAUUGACAUGCUGUGAGUUCAUGUAUUACAAAACCAGUCUAUUUCAAUGUACUCUAGCCUAGACUUUAAAGCUCAACAUGAUCAGGAUCAUGCUUCAUAAUAAUAUAAUGUAUGCUGUACAGUGCCUCAACACAAGACCUGUUUGACUACUUGCAGUCAGACUCAACCUCACUGCACUCAUUCAUUAGCACUCGGAUACCCAAUAACCCGUGGUGCUGGUUUGCCUUGCUGUUUGUAUAAACAUUGUAGACCAGAGUGAUGGCCCCGCACCGUGGUCAUUUGCCUUUUGUAGCAGAUCUCCGGUGGAGCCUGCCCUCUGCUCGGCUCUUCCAAUCUCACAAUCAUCUCCUUUUCUCACCUGAUCACUUGUUUCUUGCUGACUCCCUCGUUUUCUCUCUCUCUCUCUCUCUCUCUCUCUCUCUCUCUCUCUCUCUCUCUCUCUCUCUCUCUCUCUCUCUCUCUCUCUCUCUCUCUUUCUUUCUUUCUUCCGAAGUUCUUCUUCUUCUUCUUUCUGGCUGCCUGUAGUCUGUCUGUCUACCUCCGUUUCUCUGUCUCCCGGUCCGUCUUGUCUCUCCUUUUAUCUGUCUGUUUCUCUCUCUCUCUCGUCGCUGUUUCUCUCCAACUUUCUAUUUCCAUCCUUCUCCUAUCCAUCUUCGUCUUCUCUUCCCAGUUAUGCCCUUUUCAUGGUAUGUUCUCAUACCUGUUCUUCAUUCUCUCUCUUGUCAUCUCUAUGACUACUCUUCGCCCCUCUAAUCUGUCAAAGUUUCCUUUUUCUUCCAUGCCUUCCUUCUCUGCUUCUCCUCUUUCAACUCACAGUUUGGCAUGGAUCACCGCUCUUUACUUAUCAGUCUCGUUCAUGCAUGCCAAUAUUAGUACCCAUAAUAAUUAUUUAAUGCAGAAAUGCAAGGUUUCAGGAUAUGAAAAUUA